GACAGGCCCCGCUGCUGCGAGCCCGGAGUGCGCCCUCCGCCCGGAGUUGCAGUUCGUCUCCGCUCCCCGUGGGAUUUAAAUCUUCUUGCGUAGAGACAGAUAGAUUAUAUAUAUAUAUAUAUUAUUUUUUUUUCCUUCCUUCCUCUUUUUUUUUUUUUCCUCCUCCCGUGCAAAGUGAGGAAGGAACUGCACCAAGGCAGCCCUCGAGAUCUUGCAAUAUUGCUCCGAUUUGUCGCUGCUUUUAUUCAUUAAUUAAUUCCCAUUUUUAACCUCACCCCCGAGCGGACCGUUCUCGGAGAGAGAAACGUUUCGAUCCGUAUCAGUAAUUUUAUUUUUCGCCCUUUUUGCAGGGGAAAAAAAAAAAAAAAAAAAAAGCGGGGAGAGGGUGCAGGGCAGCCCGGCGGGGCGGGGGGGAGACGCCGGCAAAUCCAGAGCUCCGGCGGUCCCGGCGCGGAGCGGCCGCGGGGGGAGGCGGGCCCCAGCGCCGCCCGCCAGGGGGGCGAGCCGCCCCACACAGGUGAUGGGCGUUUCGGCUGCGCUCCGGAUCGACUCCUUGGGUUUCACUUUGGUCUGAUCUAAGCAAAUAUGCAGAAGUACCGGCUGGUCUAGUCCUAAGAGCCAAGAGGAGCGAGCGAGAGCGGCAGAAAGGAGAGCGGCCGCGCUCCCGUUGGAGGGGAACGUACAAACAGCGGCAGCGCCGUGAUUCCAGCACCGCCGCCCCGAGGCAGCCCCGAGCCACCCUGGAUGCGGAGGACCCCCGAAGCCACCCCGCUGCCUUUCCCCUGAGGGAUGGUACUGAAUUUCUGCGCGGCAGGAGCCGGCCUGCAGCUCCUCUCCAUCAGCGUUGCCUUCCCUCCGUAUCUAAAGUGCACUAGACCGCGAUGAGGACCUGGGCUUGCGUUUUGCUGAUAGGUUUUGGCUACCUGUCCUUUACCUCCUGCGAGGAGGCCGAGAUCCCGCAGGAGCUGAUCGAGCGGCUGGCGCACAGCGAGAUCCACAGCAUCCGCGACUUGCAGCGCCUCCUGGAGAUUGACUCCGUAGGAUAUGAUGAUGUUUCAGAGACAAACUUGAGGUCUUACAGUGUUCAUUCUGCUAAACAUGUGCAAGAGAACCGUCCUGUGCCCAUUCGCAGAAAAAGAAGCAUUGAGGAAGCCAUCCCGGCUGUCUGCAAAACACGGACGGUGAUAUACGAGAUACCUCGGAGUCAGAUUGAUCCCACCUCGGCCAACUUCCUGAUAUGGCCGCCGUGCGUGGAGGUGAAGCGCUGCACUGGCUGCUGCAACACCAGCAGCGUGAAAUGCCAGCCCUCGCGGAUACAUCACAGAAGCGUCAAGGUGGCAAAAGUGGAAUAUGUUAGAAAAAAGCCAAAAUUAAAAGAAGUUCUGGUGAGAUUAGAAGAGCAUAUGGAAUGCACCUGUACAUCAACAAAUACUAAUUCAGAUUAUAGAGAAGAAGAAACUGGCGAGACCGAGACAUGGAGACGUGACUGUGCAAGGUCACACAGCAAGGCUAUGGCAGAACCAGGGAUAGGACUCAGAUCUGAGUGCUCAUCCAGUGCCCUAAAUCACACGACCAUCUUUCCUUUCCAAGAAUGAAUCCUUGCACCCUUAGAGAUAAAUACUGAAAAGAUUGAGGGUAAGUCAUUUUGCCUAAUUAUUGUGCAUUGGGUACAUGAUCAAAAAACUGCCAUAUCAAAGAAUGUAGUGACUGAUGAAAAUCCAUCUUCCUGCCCAUGCAGUUAUGCAGCCUUUUAUGCUAUCAUGAGCUAGUCAUUUCCUGCAUCUCUAAGGAGCCAACCUUUUGUGACUUUGUAAUGAAAAUUAUGCACAUAGAACAAAUUAAGAAUCCGAUUUUAUGGGAAUUUGUGAAAAUUCUGUAGACAAUUUUUCAUUGUCCUUCCCCUCACUUCAUUGUCAUUCCUUCCUUUUAUGGUGUGGGUAACAUUUCCUAAGGGAGCUGUUUUUAUCGUAGGCCCAAUCCUGAAUUCUUUUCCCAGGCCCUAACGUGGAAAAGCACUUUAAGAGGUGCUUGUGUUUAUCCUUCUCCAAAACAGUGCCUGAGCCUGUGGCUUUGGAGAAAUAUCCCAGUGACUUCAGGCAAAUGGAGCAGAGUUGGUGUCUAUUGCCCUUUUCUCUGACACAGGAUCCCAGUUGUGAGUAGGGGUCUUCUUAUCCGAGUGUUGAAGUACGUUAUAGAUAACCCCAAAUAUGAAGUAACGAGACUAGAACAUGCAGCUAGAUCCCCCCCUCUUCUGCUCUUGUGCCGGUUGCCAUUUUGCCCUGUUUGUUCCUUUUUUUGAAAAACGGCUUUUCUGGCAGGAGUGGGUUCAGGUCUGCAAUUACUAAUGCCAGCGAUCCCAUUUAUGAUGGUACUUCAGAAAGUAAAAUUUGAAAACUCACCAUCACAUCAGACACAUUUGAGACGGGAAAAAAUCAUGAGUUAAAAUUUCAUGUGAAAUGUGGCACUUUUUAUUUAAAAAAAAAAUUAGAAAAGAAAGUGAACAAGACCAGAAGACUGACUGAUCAUUCAUUUUUCAGUUCUGGAAUGUCACCUAUCAGUCAUUCUAAUUAUUUGCUGCAUCAGGCCAAACUAUGUGCUGAAGUAGCUCAAAAUCACCACAACACAUAAAAGUUAUGGCUGGUUCUCGUUGAACUGCUACCUAUUAUCGUGGCAUAUGACUGUAAGGUGGGGCCUGCAAUCACAGCUGUAAAUCAAAGAACGAGUCAUAGGUUAGGUAGUGUUUUCCUUGGAUAUUGUCUCUAAGUUUGUUGUCUGUAUGCUAGUUUCUCGAGUGAUGUUUGAAGAGCUGUUCAGUUAGGUGUGAAGUCAAGAAUACGUAGUUCCCAGCCUGAAAGUUGCACGCUCAUCUUUCCGAGAUUAGGACUGUUUCGGCCUCUGUAAACUACCUUUGACCAUCCGUAAUGAAGGCUCCUGUUCUACUAUCCAUCUUUGAAACUGAGAGUGGCUAUUAAGAUCAGGUAUGCGAAGAAUAAAAGCAGAGAUGCAGAAAGAUCCAUAGCACGUUAAAUCCCAUGGAAAUUUAAAACAAUGUCUUGAAUCUUGAGAACAAUCAGAAAAAAAAAACAUUUUAGACACUUGAAAAGCCUGCCCCAGUUUAUUUGGCAGGUGAAAAAUGAAUCCAGGAAAUCUACUGUAUAUAAUGAUCAUUCAGCGACAAAGUUGGUGUUGAUGGAAAAAUGUUUAUGCUUAAAUCUUUCAGCAGUUAAUGAUCAUCUUUACAGACCAUAAUACUCGAAUACUUCACUUAUCGAUACAUCAGGGCUUGGAUGGACUUUGAGUCAUAUGAAAAUGGGACACUCCUCAGGCCAAUGGUAGCAGCGUGUUCUAGUAACUGAUCAACCAAUUACAUAACUGCCUUGCAGAAAUAGAUGGCAACUCCAUUGACUUCACUGGGAAUGACAGUUACCUGAGAACUGACCCGAAACUCUCGACAUGGAGCAGAUAAUGGUUUCAUAUUUUGCCGUUUAGUGUUGUUGUAAAAAUAGACUCAUUUCCUGGAGCAGUUAAAACAAGAAAAUAUGGAAGAGCAAUUUCCCACAGAGAUUCAUCCACCCUGGAAUUUACUGAGGUCCCCGGAUGCAAACAUGUGCUGAUAGAAAACAUAAAACAGCAACUUUGUUUAGGGAAGCCUCUGACCUGUCAAAAAUGCAAAGCAUUCAUUACCAGACUUUUCCUUGGCAAUUAGUGGGGAGAAUUACUCACAGAAAUUGUUUUGUUUGCUCACGAGGGGAGAAGCAUGACAUAAAUUCAAGAUAUCCCCUGUUUGACCACAAGAAAGAAGACUCUGUUGCGAGGGGGCUGUGGGUGAAGUGCUGAGUGGCCUCAGCUCCCUUUGGGGAUGAACUCAAACUUGUAGACCUCACUGGAGUAUCCAGAGCCCUCCAAAGUUGCUGGAUGCCCCUGGCUGUGAUUUUUUCAGCAGUCUCAGGGAUUUGGGCAUCUGAUCCUAUUUCUUUUUUUCAAGACUUCCAGUAAAUCUCAAGUGGUUCCAAAAUCUCUCUGUCUCUGUUCUGCAGAGGCUAAUUUUGACCCAGGGAUGUUGUGCUGAAUGUUGCCUUCCUUCCCUAGGUAGCUACACUCAAACCUCAGCUUUGCUUUCUGCUGUUCAGUGAAAGUGUUUUCCAGAAGUGACUUUUCAAGUAGCUGUCACGUGCUCUGUUCACUGCUGGAGCCAGCCUGACAUUUCACAUGGGAUGUCCUCCUUAUUCCAGACAUGCUUCACCUUUUUCUUCGCACCCUGCUUUUACCUGUCUUUUCCAUAUGAAGGUGACGCUGGUUGAAGCUGAAGAUGAGGGGAGUUGUAAGAGGGCAGAUAUUCUGCCCUGAGCUCUGCUCUGCUGGAGCCUGGUGCCCAGUGUGUGGGGCCAGGGAAGGACAGGGAGUUGCUGCCAAACUUCAAGGAAGCCAAGAUACGCCUUCUCAUCCUCUGGUCAUCCUACGUGAAGAUGCAUCCUCCCUGGCUGCCACCAAGCCCCGCAGUUUCCCUUUUCUCCUCUUGCCCAGUGGGCCUGUGUUUCCCUGAUGCUGACAUGUCCCUCAUGCAGGGGAGGGUCUCACACUGCACAAAAUGGUUGAGGAGAGGUGGUGUCUACUCAGUAGGAUUCCCAUGGAAAUUGAGGGCUCAUGAACUCAGAAGGGAAGACUCUUCUUUGACCAAAGUCACCCAUAGCAAAAUGAGCUGCUCAGAGGUUUGAUUGAAGCCAGGCAGCUACUCAAAUAUGUCUUCAGGAUCUGAAAUCUCCCUUAAUUCAAAUAGGUGUUUGCAGAAAAAGUGACAGAAGAUGUUAGAAUGGUUUCUGUAACAGGCUGUAUGUGAGUCUGACAGCUUGUGUAUUUUACUGGUGGCCUCAAAUGCAGCUUUUAAGUUACGCUGUCACUAUUUAUGCAGGGAUGUCUCUUCAGAAUGGUUCUCCUAGCAGCUUGUAUGCACUGGUUGUGAAGAGCCUGCUGGCCAACCCAAACCGUUGGGCUAUGUCCGCCUAUCUAAUGGGGGCUCGGGGAUCUCACAGCUGGGGUUAGCAAGUGCAAAUGUUUCCCACUAGCUCCCUACAUUGCCCUUAGUUGUGAUUCAACAAGAUCCUCAGUGGUAAAGCUGAACUUGAAGCACAUGAGUUAUUUCUUUGAAGUUACUCAUGCUUCAAGUUAGGCAUGAUCUGAGCUGGUUUGCUCACUGAGGCCCUGAGGAGCCUGCUGCAGUAACACAGCAUAAGCCUGGUGUUUUCCCCUCCUGCAUUGCCUGGAGUGAUGCUAGUUUCAGCAGCAGGCUGCGACCUCUCAGAAAACUCUUCCAUAGCACUGAGAGAAAUCAGAAAUCUUUAACUGUUCAGUGGCUUUCCAGCAGCAAACUUAGAGUAGGAAGCCCUUAGCAAUGACUGCCCUGUCUGGGCCUCUGGGCCUCUGAGGACUCCUCCUUCCUUAUUUUCUUCAGCAUGUUUCUUUUCUAAGGCAAGAGAAAAAAAAAUCUUAAAAUAGUUCCUUGAAAAGGUGGGAAAUUAAGCAGAUCAUAUCAUCUUGAUUUCUUUAUCUUGCUUAAUGAAGGAGAAGUUUGCCAAUAGUGAUCUGGUAUUUCCUAAAACAAGCAUACAUGAAGAACACUUUGAGCAACUUCAAAAGAGUUUGUAGGCUAGAUCAGGAAAAGAUAAAAUCAGAAGUGGAAACUUCUAAUACACUUUAUAACUCAUUACUUACAGGAAAUACAUUGUCACAUAGGAUACUAAUGAAUUUUGCAGGGUGAAGUUUCCAAAAGAAAAAAAACAAGGUACCUUCUGUAUCUUAGAAGAAGGGUCUUAGGUCUUUAAGUAUGGCAGCCAUGCAGUGGAUGUGUAACGCUGUUCACUGGAAAGAUUCUACCCCUAGGAAAAUGCUUUUGAAAGUUUUAAAUGUGUACAGUGUUGAAUUUCUGCAGCAACUUCCUGGACUGGCUGCUGAAAUGUGAUAAAGGGAAUGGUAGAAGUCUGUGUUGCUUUGAGCUCUCUUGUUCAACACCACAGAGAGUGGAAUGCUGCACUGCAUGCAUCCAGCUGCAGGGAGGACAGCAGGAUCACAUCUGUAUGUGUAAGGAUGAGCACGGUUAUGUUGUGCUGAUGUUCUCUAUCAGGCAGUGAUGCCAGCAAAGUCAGGGAAGAAGCAUGGAUAGUCAGUUUUAAUGUAUCAGUGACACUUGCCUGAAAAAUUAAUAUUUGCCAGAAUCUUAACUAACUCAAAUAGAAGAAGUAACACUGAAAUCCUGUUUCUGGACAAAGGCCUGAAUUCCAAGCUAAUGGAUUUGCUGCUAGUGAGUUGAUGGUCCUCUAGGCCUCAGAGAUAUUGUGGAACAGAAAUAUUUCCUAUCUUUGUGAUGCACUCAGAGGUCCUAUGGAUGAUAAAUUGUCCCCUGCUGUAGACAAGCCCCUCAGUGGUGACCGGAGAGCUGAGGGGUUGUACCCCUGGCUCACCUCAUGGUUUCAAGUGCAGAUGUGCUGUCACAGCUUGAGCUUUUGUAUUUUUUCUUAAAUACAGCAAAUAUUUAACUAUGAGCUUAGUUGCUCUUUCUGUCCUUAGACUCUCAGAUGCCUCUAGACUUGUGGCCACUGGAAGGCCAUCUUAUUCAAAAUCAAGAGGCGUUUGCCCUUGUGAAAAUUUCUGUUCAUGCUUGAAAGUGAGAUUUGGGCCCCUAAGUCAAGGAGAUGCUUUUGCAAAUAUUCUAUCUGUCUUCCCAUUUCUCUGUAGAUCAACCUGCUUGGCCUGAACUGAAAGUAUAAAUAAUAAACAGCUGAAGGACAGUCUAAUUGCUUCCUUUUGAGUGUUUGCCUUAUGGAGUGCUUGAGGUCACAUGGCAGGUGCUAUGACCUUAGGGACCUGCCUUCUGGAGCCUUUUUUAAGAUGCUGACAAACCCCUCAAUUUAGCGAGCCAUUAAAUGAGCCGGUCAGUGGUAACUGUGCAGGCCAGGCUUUAGUUUUAGGCUUUUUUAUUCUUGCUGGGAUACAAGAUGGCUCUGUCCAUGUGCUGGCCAGGGAUGAAGGGCUGGAAAACGGUGUGGUGGAAGAGACUAAUGUGAUUUUCCACAACUUUCCUUGCAGCUGCAUUUUUGAGGAGAGAGAGAGAGAGAUGGCUAGGCUUGCAGUAACAUGUUGUGUCGUCAUAAAUGCUACAGCCACCAUCUGUUUCCAGCCCACGACUUGAAAGAAAACUGAGCAGUAAUCUCGUAAUUCACAUGAGCAUUUUACACUUGUGAACCCUUCCCAACCUUUGUCUAAUAACGAGGGGAGUGCAUGGUGCUGAGGUUUGUAUUUUUCCUGCACGUAUUAGUGUUUAUUUGUAUGUCUCUUUCUGUAUAUUUUAUUUUUUUUUUCCACGGUCCCAUAAAAAAAAAUAUCUGGAAGGAAAAUCAGACCAGUUCCACAGUCAAAAGAAACAUAACGAAGGUGAAAUCCCAGUUCCAUUGACCUUGCUGGCAAAAUUCUCCAGGAGGAGGUGCGUUUAACAUUCCUCGCUGUGUCUGUCUUAGUUACGUGUUGAUUAAAAGAAAGAAAGACCUUAGAAAGUGAAGAGGCAGGUUGCCGAACUGCCCUUUCCCUGCAGAAACAGAACUGCUAGAAUAGCUGGACACAUGCAUUUUAAACCUGCACCAUCAGAUAGGAUGGUAAUGGUAGGUUGGAUUUUAAUGAAAACAAAUUCUUCUGCUAAUCUUGGCUUCGGGCUGGCCCUCCGUGGGAUUAAGGAUACCACCUGCUGUGCCAAAGACGUGCUCAGGUUUGAGGCUGCUGGUGGGUGGGAAGAACACAAAGAUCAGAGUGGCUGGUGAGCGAUCACAGUCUGUCCUCUUGCAGUGCCCUCAGGAAAGAUUAUUUAGUUGAUGGAAAUAGUGCUCCUCUUCAGCCUGCAAAGCAAGGCUAACAUCAUUAAGGAUUUCUUUUUGGCUGUUCAGCAAAACCAAGGGCUGCUGUUUCUCUGGACCUCCUCUCGUCUGGGACCCAAUUUGCACUCCUGCUCCUAGCACAGCCGAACCGGCUGAGUGACUCCUGCACUCCUCUGGCCUUAGGAAUGAUGACUUCCAUCAUCUCAACGAGACUGCAGAGCAGUCUGAGGAUGAAAGGACUUCUCAUUUCAUAUAUCCCACUGCUGCUAGAACUGUAAAUCUUUGUUGGACUGGGUUUAUAGCAAGCUGCUACUGCAAGCAAAUGAAAUACAUUUUGUGUUGUCAUAUGUAUGGUCAAACUGUUCAAAAAGUUGCCAAACACAGAACUGAGCUCCUGAUGGAAAACAAAUUCAAUCUCUUUCCAUUUUAUUGAAAAAUAAUAAAUAACUCGCAAUUGAAUGAACUUAUUUUGA
This is a messenger RNA of Numida meleagris (helmeted guineafowl), 8332 nucleotides long. It is a transcript of the gene PDGFA, whose product is annotated as platelet derived growth factor subunit A. Gene Ontology annotation, molecular function: growth factor activity; platelet-derived growth factor receptor binding. Gene Ontology annotation, biological process: positive regulation of phosphatidylinositol 3-kinase/protein kinase B signal transduction; positive regulation of cell migration; positive regulation of protein autophosphorylation. The transcript is spliced from 6 exons. Gene Ontology annotation, cellular component: membrane. The record is from RefSeq and is a predicted model, not a curated record. Lineage: Eukaryota; Metazoa; Chordata; Aves; Galliformes; Numididae. The coding region runs from base 882 to 1595 and encodes 237 amino acids.